Molecule: messenger RNA, 483 nt
Organism: Lactuca virosa
Lineage: Eukaryota; Viridiplantae; Streptophyta; Magnoliopsida; Asterales; Asteraceae
Source: the annotation of a GenBank genome assembly
AUGGCAAGUACUCAACUCCCUCAUCCUCCCUCUCUUCAAUUGCCAUUCAUGAGCUCUCUGGGUCAAUAUGGAGGUGGUGGUGGUGGAAAUAUUAGUUCAAAUCUUGGUGGAUUUCAGUCUCAAAAUGAAAUGGGUAAUUUUCAAUUAGGAAGUGGGAGCUCAACUGGGAACAAUUUUAACAAUAUUUUAUCAAUUGGAGGGGUUGAAAAUUGGAGAUUGCCUUUCAUGGCUGGAUUUGAGGUACCCAGUAACAGUAAUCUAUUUCACUAUCAAAGUGAAGGUGUAGCUGAAGCACCAUCAUCAUCCAUGGGAGGAGGAGACAUACGAAUACCAAACUCUGAGAUUGAUAAUAAUCAGGUAGAUCCUCCAGUGAAGAUGGAAGACAACCGAGGCUUAAAUUUAUCAAGGCAGUUUCUUGGUGUUUCAGAAAGUACAAAUAACCAACCAUGGGGUUUUCAGAGGGAGGGAGAGAGGAUUUCUUAG